This is a messenger RNA of Salpingoeca rosetta, 2145 nucleotides long. RefSeq lists its product as uncharacterized. NCBI's taxonomy places the organism in Eukaryota, Choanoflagellata, Craspedida, Salpingoecidae. Gene Ontology annotation, cellular component: Atg1/ULK1 kinase complex. The record is from RefSeq and is a predicted model, not a curated record. The coding region runs from base 1 to 2031 and encodes 676 amino acids. Gene Ontology annotation, biological process: autophagy. The transcript is spliced from 13 exons.
AUGCGACAAUGUUAUCGUUGUCGUUGUGUCGUGUUGGCCGUUUCUGUUUGUGAACACGUGUGUGUAUGCGUGUGUGUGUUGUGUCUGGAUGAGUUCUUCUACGUUCUCUUGUCUACACGCGCGCGUACAAACAUGUGUGUGUGUGUAGCCCAGUUCAUUCAUUUUUCCCUUGCUCAUUCGCUGGAUGGUUCUUCACACCUGACGCGUUCGUCCCGUGCCAUCAUGACCACUCUCCAUGACCCGUGGAGUGCGCCAAAGGAAGACCUCAUGGCGCACAAGUCGCAGCUCGCUUUCUUCGACACGGUGUGUCAAGUCAUCUUGGGCAGCCGGCACACAAGCAAGAACACCAGUCUAAGGACAACCGACUGGCGUGGCCUCAAGUACAUCCACAACCCGACCGUCACCGAUGCGGUAGCAAAGGCGUGGAAGGACCGGCGCCCAACGACAAACCAGGUCGAUCUCUACGUCGACAUCAUCCACGACUUUGAGGGGGAGCGGGUGGUGCUUGAGCGAUGGAAGAUACAGCUGCGCCCGGAGACGAAACACGUCACCACCCUCUCCACCGUCGUCUUCUUCCGCGCCCUCCACCUGCGCCUCCGACUCCUCCCACUCUACAGGUUGUCGCAGGAUCCUGCAGCGCCGCUGCUGAAAUACGAGGUCCACUUCAACGCCGCGCCGCCACUCAACAGUGACACGCCGUUCAUGGCCUCGCCGGAUGUGUUUCUUCUGUCCCUGCAGAGCGUCACGUUUGUCGGCUUCUCCGCCACGUUCCACCCGCGUCCGCACGAGCAUUUUGUCGUUCGCCGCUCGUCCAAACUGCGCAGCUCCUCUGCUGCCUCCGACGACGCCGCCCUGCGUGCGCGUGCUCGCGUGCAGCAGCGCCACAGCCGCUCUCCCCUGCAGGCAGCAGGCACCAACCAGCAGCAGCAGCAGCAGCAGCAGGGGACAAAGGGGGAUGAGAAGGACGAGGGGAAGUAUGGGGGACGGGAACGGCAGGUGUCUGAGGACGGGAUGCGACCACGUGUGCAGACAAUGCCCGUGUCGACUUCGCGGCCGCAGUAUCCGGAGCAGCAGCCCCAUGUUCACCAGCAGUAUCCGCAGCAGCAGCCACCGCCACCGCCCCAAUCGUUGUCGCAUCCUGCGAGCGGUUAUCAUGCGCUUCCGUCACAGCAACACCUGCUGUACCAGCAACACCCGCUGUACCAGCAACAACAGCAGCACAUGCAACAACAACAGCAACAGCAACAGCAACAACACACGCCCAUCUCUGAUCGCCUUCCCCUCCUUCCUCCACAUCAUCAACACCAGCAGCACCAGCAGCCGCCGCCAUCAUCGCUGGGGCAGAUGGACCACGUGGAGUACUAUCAGCAGCAGCAGCAGCAGCAGGGAGGCAGCGGGGCACCAUCGCGAGACACGAGCAACAACAACUUGGUCGCACUCGCACAGCAGCAGCAGCAGCAGCAGCAGCAGCAACGUGUUCAAGCGCAAGCGCAAACGCGAACAUCGUCACCAGCAGCCGCAGCAGCAGUGGAAGGGGACAGCCAAGCCAAGACAGCAGCCAAGGCCAAGACGAAAGGCAAAACCAAGGGCGAUACAAGCGGCAGUGGUGGUGGUGGUGGUGGUGGUGAUGGGGGUGAUGGUGAUGAGAGCUCUGGUCCGUCGCGUGCGGAGUCGUUUGCAUCCGACACCGCCGUCCUCAACGCCCGCACCAACGUGCGUCAGAACCAGCUCCGAUUGAACCCAUCACCAACAAUCGACACCGAUGACGAUAGUGGUGAGUGGACACCAACACGACGUCGCACCAACGUGCACACACACAUGCGUGGGUUGGUGACGACUGCGAAGAUGAUGGUGGUGACGGUGGUUCGGAAUCGCACUGCCGCUGCCACACAUGGCCCCACCUUGCAUACGUGCACGCAUACUGGUCCUGUUCACAUGUGUACUGCGACUGCCGCUGCUGCUGCUGCUGUCGGCUGGUUCCGCACCAUCACCGUCGUCACGUCACAAUUUUCCUCCAUUUCUCACCACUAAACUACCUGCCUCUACUACCAUUUUCCACAUCAACAACAACGACGACGACAACAACAACAACAACACCACCAACACCAAUACCAACACCAAUACCAAUACCAAUACCAACACCAC